UAAGUCCUAAUAAUUUGCCACAAAAAGGACUCCGAGCUAAUGUAGCGGCGAUUGGCGCCGGCGUCCUAUAUUUCAUGGCAUUCAUGCCGUACUUUUUCUUCUUCCCGAGAUAUCGUGACUUAGGGUUCCCGCAGAAGUUGGCCUCAUGUCUGAGCUGUAACUCCGGGCUGGCCAUGGGCUCCAUGAUCAUCGCCAUGUGGGAGGGCAACAGCGUCGGCAUCCAGUGGUCCAACAUCCACGAGCCGGCCUCCCCGGACGACACCCUAACCAUACUGCAUGUGAUGAUCAUGUUUUAUGUGGACACCGCCCUCUAUAUGGUGCUCACGUGGUAUAUCGAGGCUGCCUUUCCCGGCGAGUAUGGUGUGCCACUCAAGUGGUACUUCCCGGUCACCAGAGACUACUGGUUCGGUGCGCAACACGUGGUGAACGAGGAGAAGGUGCAGCUGAAUGGCGGUCCCCAUGACUAUCACACGGACGACCCUCACGAUGACCAUCACAAUAAUGACUUCUUCGAGAGGGAACCGGCGGCUCUCAAGAGUGGUAUUAAAAUAUCGCAUCUCUGGAAGACAUUUGAUGGCAAGAAGUAUGUGGUGAGGGAUCUGACGCUCAAUGCAUACAAGGGUCAGAUCACAGCCCUGUUGGGCCAUAACGGCGCCGGCAAAACCACAACAAUGUCUAUACUGACGGGUCUGUUCCCACCGACUGAUGGCACGGCACUAGUGAACGGAUACGACAUCCGCAGAGACAUGGAUCAGAUCCGGUCGAGUCUCGGCAUAUGUCCGCAGUUUGACGUCCUGUUCGACGAGCUGACAGUCGAGGAGCACCUG
This is a messenger RNA of Oppiella nova, 827 nucleotides long. The record is from the annotation of a GenBank genome assembly. Lineage: Eukaryota; Metazoa; Arthropoda; Arachnida; Sarcoptiformes; Oppiidae.